UGGUUUAGAAGCAGGGCUCUGGGCGCAUGGAAGGGGAGGUUUAAUACAAACUUUGUUCAUGAAGAAAGCAAUUUCAAAUGUGUUCAAAGGAUCCAUGUUCAUUUUAGGUUAGGUUUUAGUUGAAGUGUGUAUUUACAGGUCAAUAUUCAGUCAAUUAAACUCCAGAUCAACCGUGCGUAAAAUUUGGCAACGGUUUUUUGGAUAAUGUUUCAGUACUGCUUUUUUGUGCUUGUGGGCGCGGUGGUCGUGAGUGCUCAAUUCCCCAGAGAGUGCGUGACACCCGAAGGACUCAGGAGUGGACAGUGCUGUCCGUCCCCAUCUGGACUCAACGACGACCCGUGUGGCUCCAGCACAGGGCGCGGAGAGUGUGUGUCCAUUGCGGUGGACUCACGCCAGCACGGCCCUCAGUACCCGCACGACGGGCGGGAUGAUCGGGAACGAUGGCCCGUCCGUUUCUUCAACCGUACUUGUCAGUGUAAUGGAAAUUUCAGCGGUUUUAACUGUGGUCGCUGCAGACACGGAUGGACUGGAGCCAACUGUGACCAGAGGAUUAAUGUUGUAAGGAGAAACGUGAUGCAGCUCAGCGCUGACGAGAAGCGUGCGUUCGUUAACGCGCUGGACCAGGCCAAGCGCACGGUGCACCCGGACCUCGUGAUCGCGACGCGGCGCUAUGCGGAGAUCUUCGGUCCCGACGGGAACACCGUGCAGUUCGAGAACAUCACCAUCUACAACUACUUUGUGUGGACCCACUACUUCUCUGUCAGCAAGACGUUCCUAGGUGCGGGGCAGGCCAGUUUCGGGGGAGUGGACUUCUCACAUGAGGGGCCCGGAUUUGUCACUUGGCACAGGUACCACCUGUUGCAGCUGGAGCGAGACAUGCAGGAUAUGCUGCAGGACCCGUCCUUCGCCCUGCCCUACUGGAACUUUGCCAUCGGUGGAAGCACAUGUGACAUCUGCACAGAUGACCUGAUGGGAGCCAGGAGCAGCUUUGACAUGAAUUCCCUGAGCGCCAACUCUAUCUUCUCCCAGUGGAGGGUCAUCUGUGAGAGCGUAGAGGACUAUGACACACUUGGAACCAUCUGCAACAACACGGAGACUUCUCCAAUCAGAAGGAACCCAGCAGGAAAUGUCAACAGGCCGAUGGUCCAGCGUCUCCCAGAACCCCAGGAUGUGGCUGACUGCCUGCAGGUUAAUGCGUUUGACACAGCACCCUACUACUCCACCUCCAGUGAAAGCUUCAGAAACACAAUUGAAGGCUACAGCGCCCCCAAGGGGAACUAUGACCCUGUGGUGAGGAGCCUCCACAACCUGGCCCAUCUGUUCCUGAAUGGCACAGGAGGACAGACUCACCUCUCACCCAAUGACCCCAUCUUCGUCCUGCUCCACACUUACACCGAUGCUAUUUUUGAUGAAUGGUUGAGGAGACACGGUCCAGAUGCGGCUGUCUAUCCUGAAGAAAAUGCCCCCAUUGGACACAACAGGGGUUACAACAUGGUGCCUUUCUGGCCUCCAGUGACUAACGCCGAGAUGUUUUUGACUGCUCCUGAAAAUCUCGGUUACUCUUAUGAAGCUGAAUGGCCAGGGCAACCUUUCACCCUGACUGAAAUCAUCACCAUGACAAUAGUCGCUGCCCUUGUGCUCGUCGCAGUCAUUUUCGCCGCCACCACAUGCGCCGUGCGUGCCAGAUCUUACAAGAUGGAGGGCCACCAGCCUCUGCUCGGGGAACAGUAUCAGCGCUAUGGCGAGGAGAAAAGCCAAUCUGUAGUCUAAGCUUUCCCCUUCUUGUCUCUUCCCUUCACUUUUACUGUGAUGCAAAUAUCCUGUUUGUUAAAGUCCGAAUCUGUUCACUGGAGAGCAUGUGUAGAUUCUCGAGUGGUACAACGUGAUAGGAAGUACUCUGUUACCCCGUUAUCAGCCGUUGUGGAGUACAAAAGUUAACAAUUCUAUUUACCCGAUGAACAAAGCUCUCACUGAACAUGCAUUUUCUCAUGGAAAGGUUGUACGCCGUGGUUUUUAAGAGAAUGUCUUUCGAAGACUGCAAAGAUCUGACCUUUUUUAGAUUUUAGCUAAAUUUGAAAAUGGAAAAUAAAUGUACAUGUUCAAAUCAACUGAAAUGAUGUGAUGUGAAACUGUGACGGCAACGCCACCAAGUGGUGCUGAUUCUCAUCAUUAUCAGCGCUGAUGCCUUCUGUUGUUUAGUGUUUGAGGUUUCACUCAGGUGAAAAGAAAGAGGAUUCUGAAAAGAAAUGAAUUGACCUCAUUGACAUUUAAAAUAAUAAGAGUGACAGGAUCAUUAAAACAUAACCUUACAGAGCUGCAACUUCCACAAUGUUUAUCUGACUUUUUAGUUUAGUUUGUACAAUGGCGAUAACGCCCACAAGGGGGUGCAAUAAUUCAAUUUCUGAAGCUGUCCUUGUCAGGAGAGUCAUGCUUUGGGGGGUUUUUUGUUUUGUUUUUGUUUUUCUAAUAAUGUAGAAGAUAAAUUGAUCUAAGUGACCUUAAAUGUUAUUAAUGAACGAAGAGAUGAUGAUUCAGAGGAAAUGUAGCAAAAUGCAGAGUCAACGGGGUUGAGACCUCACUGACCUGUGUACUCACACCAUAUCCCAGCUUCUUUUUAUUUCUCUUGUUUGUUGUGAAAUGCUGAUGAAUGCUGUUCUGUUUAUACAUUUAUACUUUUGCCAAAAAUGUCUUGGGGGGAGGGGGGCAUGCCAAAUUAUUUAAAUGAUUACAUUUUACACGCUUUCCACGGUGGUUUGUUGGACUUUAAACUGUGUGCUGAUGAUCGUGUAAUUAAAACAUGAAUAAACACAAAAAGACACAUGUACGUACACAACAUAUUUCAUACAUUCUCUCAUCAUUCAUGUGUGUAGGGUUAUAACACAUCUUUUUGAGUUUUUUUGAACUUGUGUCUU
This is a messenger RNA of Larimichthys crocea (large yellow croaker), 2912 nucleotides long. Its product is annotated as 5,6-dihydroxyindole-2-carboxylic acid oxidase. The transcript has 7 exons. The record is from RefSeq and is a predicted model, not a curated record. Gene Ontology annotation, molecular function: oxidoreductase activity. Gene Ontology annotation, cellular component: melanosome. Lineage: Eukaryota; Metazoa; Chordata; Actinopteri; Sciaenidae. Bases 205 to 1770 code for a protein of 521 amino acids. Gene Ontology annotation, biological process: melanocyte differentiation; melanosome organization.